CCGGCCCCGCCGCCCGCCCGCAGCCCCGCGCAGCCAUGGAGGGCGAGGCCAACGGGACCCUGAACCCCUCCUGCGGCUCCAGCGAGCCGCCCUACUCGGAGGAGCUGCUCCGGAGCCUUGACCUACCAGGGAGAUUUCUCUUUGCAACCUUGACUCUGAUGACGCUCAUUGCCAUUCUGGUGUUUAUAGAGGAAGCAGUCUACAUCUACAGGAAAAUCCCCUCCUCCAAAAGUUCAAUCAUAAUUUGGAUUAAUGCUGCAGCUCCAGUGAUCUCUACUACUUCAUGCAUUGGCAUGUGGGUUCCUCGCUCAACGAUGUUUACAGAUUUCACAGCAGGAAUAUUUUUUGCCAUAGUUAUCCACAAAUUCCUGAUGAUGAUGAUUAAAGAGUGUGGAGGGCAGAAGGUGCUCCUCAGACGGUUUGAAAAUGGUCACUUCACCAUCUCCACCGGCCCCUGCUGCUGCUGCUGCCUCUGCCUGCCCCAUGUGCCCAUCACCAGGCAAACCCUCUUUUGGCUGAAGCUGGGCACCUUUCAGUUUGCUGUCUUUCGGCCUGUGCUCAUAUUUUUAUCAAUAGUGCUUUGGACUAAUGGCAAUUACGUUCUUUACAAUUUGUCUCCCAAAGGACCUGCACUAUGGAUCAGCUGCUUCAUUGGUGCCCUCACCCUUUGUGCUCUGUGGGCAGUAGGAAUCAUGUUUCGAAAAGUUAGGAUUCUCCUUAAGUGUAAGAACAUUAUCCCAAAGUUUGCUCUUUAUCAGUUUAUUGUCAUUCUGAACCACCUGCAGACCACUAUUAUCAACAUAUUCGCCACACAAAAAAUUAUUCCCUGUGCUCCACCACUCUCCUCUACAGCAAGAGGAUCAUACAUUUCCCAGCAGCUGCUCAUCAUGGAAAUGUUUCUGAUAACUGUAAUCUCAAGGGUGGUCUAUCGGAGAAAAUACCACGACCUAGAGCCUCCAGAGUGUGUGACUGAAGAACCCAGAGACAAGAAGCAGGCUCCUAAAAUUAUCCUAAAUGGUGCAGUUGUUGAAGAUGCAUUGCCAAAGGUUUAG
Messenger RNA from Lonchura striata (white-rumped munia), 1052 nucleotides. Its product is annotated as organic solute transporter subunit alpha. Lineage: Eukaryota; Metazoa; Chordata; Aves; Passeriformes; Estrildidae. The record is from RefSeq and is a predicted model, not a curated record.